This is a messenger RNA of Cherax quadricarinatus, 406 nucleotides long. The record is from RefSeq and is a predicted model, not a curated record. NCBI's taxonomy places the organism in Eukaryota, Metazoa, Arthropoda, Malacostraca, Decapoda, Parastacidae.
UGUGUGUCGAUCAUUUGACGAGAUUUUCGACGAAGUUGAGUCAAGUGACUGACGUGACUGCAGAGAUCGUGGAGCUGAGCAACUACCUGCACAUCUGCUCCUCCCAGACCAUGACACAGCUGCUGCAGGAGAUACAGAACGCUACUGACCGUCUCAUGUUCCUGCUGCAGUUCGGGCGGGUGCCAGAGGACCAAGUUCCACUUAUCAACAGAAUGUACGCCUGGCCACACAAGAUCCAGGAAGACUUCCGUCUCGCCGAGACGCGACUCUCACACAAGCGCGACUUGAAGGAGACAGCACUCAAGGCUCGCGUCGCCAACUUUGAGAAGACGUGAGUGUUACUAAAGUGAAUCCUGGUGGUGCUGUACAGUGAUGGAACUUCCAGAAGGGAGAGUGUGCCUUGAUG